Molecule: messenger RNA, 2053 nt
Organism: Tetranychus urticae (two-spotted spider mite)
Lineage: Eukaryota; Metazoa; Arthropoda; Arachnida; Trombidiformes; Tetranychidae
Gene: IntS11
Product: integrator complex subunit 11
Biological process (GO): snRNA processing
Cellular component (GO): nucleus
Molecular function (GO): RNA endonuclease activity
Source: RefSeq, a predicted model, not a curated record
GCGCCAUCUAACGAUAGCGUUUAGUUAUUUGGUCUUAUUUCUCUGUUUGUUUAUGUUUGUUUCUGUUUAAAUUUAUCAUAAUUACUUAAGUUAAAAUGAGCGAAAUAAAAGUGACACCUUUAGGUGCUGGACAAGAUGUUGGCCGUAGUUGCAUUAUUGUCACAAUCAACGGAAAAAACAUAAUGCUAGACUGUGGCAUGCACAUGGGUUAUAAUGAUGAUCGUCGUUUUCCUGAUUUCACUUACAUUACCAAAGAAGGGCCGGUUACAGAGUUCAUCGAUUGUGUCAUAAUUAGCCAUUUUCAUCUAGACCAUUGUGGUGCUUUGCCUUAUCUGACUGAAAUGGUUGGUUACAAUGGGCCUAUCUAUAUGACCCAUCCAACAAAAGCAAUUUGUCCUAUUCUUUUGGAAGAUUUUAGGAAAAUUACAGUCGAUAAAAAGGGUGAAACAAACUUCUUUUCCUCCCAGAUGAUAAAAGACUGUAUGAAAAAGGUUAUUGCUGUAAAUCUUCACCAAGUUAUCCAAGUCGAUGAACAAUUGGAAAUCAAAGCUUAUUAUGCGGGACAUGUUCUAGGAGCUGCCAUGUUUAAGGUUUCUGUUGGUCAACAAUCUUUUGUUUAUACUGGAGACUACAACAUGACACCCGAUCGUCAUUUAGGAGCUGCUUGGAUUGAUAAAUGUCGUCCUGAUAUUCUGAUUACCGAGUCAACAUAUGCAACAACCAUAAGAGAUUCCAAAAGAUGCCGUGAACGUGAUUUUCUUCUCAAAGUACACGAUGCUAUUGAAAGAGGUGGCAAAGUGUUGAUUCCAGUCUUUGCAUUAGGACGAGCACAAGAAUUAUGUAUCUUACUGGAAACUUAUUGGGAGCGAAUGAAUCUAAAAGUUCCUAUUUAUUUCGCAAUAGGUUUAACAGAGAAAGCCACUAAUUAUUAUAAAAUGUUCAUCACUUGGACAAAUCAAAAGAUUAAAAAAACCUUUGUCCAGAGAAACAUGUUUGACUUCAAACAUAUCAAACCCUUUGAUCGAGCUUACAUGGAUAAUCCUGGUUCCAUGGUUGUCUUCGCUACUCCUGGUAUGCUCCAUGCAGGUCUUUCUCUUCAGUUAUUCAAAAAAUGGGCUCCUUUUGAGAACAAUAUGGUCAUUAUGCCAGGUUAUUGUGUUGCUGGUACAGUUGGACACAAGAUUCUUGGGGGAGCGAAAAAGGUUGAAUUUGAAAAUAAACAAGUAAUAGAUGUAAAAAUGUCAGUUGAAUACAUGUCUUUCAGUGCUCAUGCUGAUGCCAAAGGAAUCAUGCAGUUAAUUACCCAAUGUGAACCUGCUAAUGUUCUUUUAGUUCAUGGAGAAGCAACUAAAAUGCAGUUUUUGAGUCAAAAAAUUAAACAGGAACUAAAUUUAGAAUGUUAUAUGCCAGCAAAUGGUGAAACAGUUUCUAUCCCUGUUAAAAUAAGUGUUCCUGUUGACGUUUCUCGUAAACUUCUCAAAUCAACACUCCACCAACCUAUGAUUGGAUCAGAAUUGGAAGUCAAAAAACCUCGUUUACUCCAUGGUACUUUAGUCAUAAAAAAUGACGAAACGGGAACAACUUUCAAGCUGAUCGAACCAGACAAGGCAAUGAACGAGAUGGCUAUUAAACCUCAUCAAAUUCGUUUCACAUCAUCUGUAAGAUUGGAAAAUACUAACCGUCGACCUGCUCUCCAAUUAUCUGAAUUAAUUUACAAAUAUUUGUCCAACAAAUUACGUGAUCAACACAAUGUAUCCUUUUUAAAUGAUGCAUCAAUUAUGGUCUCUUCGGUAAUGCUUCGAGUCGACAUGACCUCAGACGAUGAAUAUAAAGAUGUUUACGUUUCUUGGGCUGAUGUUGACGAAUCACUGGGUAGUUAUGUGGUCAGUCUAAUUCAAGAUAUCCAAAGCACAUUAUAAAUUCAUAUUUAUAAAUAACCCAACCUACCGUAUCGUUUCACCAUAAACUGUAUUCAUAAAGAAAUCAUCAAACUCUUUGUUAUUUAAUUAAAUAAACAACAUUAGAUGCUAUCAAGUGCAUCAAAGUAAGCAAA